AUGCCUCCCCGCAAACGCAAAGCCGCUCCCUCCCCUUCGCCCGAACACUCUGACGCCGAGGCGCUGAGCGACGCGACCCCGCCUCCCGAAUCCCAACUCGAGUCCCAGUCGCAGUCGCAAUCCCAAAGUCAAAGUCAAGUACUGGAACAGAGCGAGGAGGGUCAGGAAGAGUCACAAACCUCCACCGGGUCUAGCAAGGGUGCUAAGAGGCGCAAAACCACCACUACCACCAAAACAACCACUACCACCAAAACAACCACCAAAUCCACCACUACCAAAUCCACCAAAGCAUCUACAUCCACAAACACCACAAACGCUGCAAACACAAAUGGCGCCGAUAUGUCCAACACCACCCUCGCCCUCCCCCCUCCCACCCCCAACACCCUCAAAAUCGCCGCCUGGAACCUCUGCGGCUGGGCCGCCUGCUCGAAGAAGGGGCUCCUCCCCUACCUCGCGGCGGAGCGCGCCGACGUGCUCGUCCUCACCGAGCACAAGCUGAACAGCGCGCCGUGGCCGCUGUUCCCCGACCCCGCCCUCGCGGCGCGCUACCCGCACGCGUACUGGGCGUUCGCGGACAAGAAGGGGUAUUCCGGGACGGUCAUCCUCUCCACCCGCAAGCCGCUCUCCGUGUCCACCGCGCUCCCGGGGCACCCCGACGCCGCCGCCGUCAACGGGCGCAUCGUCACGCUCGAGUUCCCCAACACGUACCUCGUGGGCACGUACGUCGUCAACGCGGGGGAGAAGCUCAAGACGCUCGACGCGAAGAACGCGUGGAACCUCCACUUCACGCGCUACCUCCGCGCGCUCGAUGCGCGCAAGCCCGUCAUAUGGACCGGCGACCUGAACGUCGCGCCCACCGCGCUCGGUGCGUUCCCUUCCUCACACAUUCACCCAUCCCUCUCACCCGCGUUCCUCCCCACCCCUUCAUUCAAACACCUCGCGAACGCGAAGCGGAACUGGAACAAGUCGGCGGGGUACACGGAGGCCGAGACGAGCGCGUACCGCCGGAUACUGGAGGGCGGGGCGCUGGAGGACGGGGGUCUGCCCCCUGUCUCGCUUCCUCCCCCCGGUGUAGCCCCUGCUUCCGGGUCAGGGGCUGCUGACAAUGAGCUAAGGGAAGGGAAGGGAGGGGAGGGGGAGGAGAAAAUGGGAGGAGAAGGGGAUAGAGAAAAGGAGGAAGAACGGGCGAACGCGGGCGCCAAGCGAGAAGACGGUGAAAACGAGGGAAAUGCGGAUGCGGAUGCGGGAGGAGGAGGAGGAGGAGGAGGAGGAGGAGGAGGAGGAGGAGGGGAGGAGAAAGAAGAGAGGCAGGCAGCGAUAUUCAAAGACGUGUGGCGCGAGCUGCACCCCACGACGCAGGCCUACACGUACUUCUCGUACCGGUUCAACUGCCGCGCGAAGGGCAUCGGGUGGAGGUUGGAUAUGUUCGUGCUGAGCGAACGCAUCGCCGGACGCGCCAAGACGUGCGAGAUCCGGGGGGACGUGUACGGGUCCGACCACGUCCCGCUGGUGCUGGAGCUCGAGGGGGAGCUAUGA
Molecule: messenger RNA, 1536 nt
Organism: Pleurotus ostreatus (oyster mushroom)
Lineage: Eukaryota; Fungi; Basidiomycota; Agaricomycetes; Agaricales; Pleurotaceae
Exons: 5
Coding region: 1-1536 (511 amino acids)
Biological process (GO): base-excision repair
Cellular component (GO): nucleus
Molecular function (GO): double-stranded DNA 3'-5' DNA exonuclease activity; DNA-(apurinic or apyrimidinic site) endonuclease activity; phosphoric diester hydrolase activity
Source: RefSeq, a predicted model, not a curated record